Molecule: messenger RNA, 708 nt
Organism: Cladocopium goreaui
Lineage: Eukaryota; Dinophyceae; Suessiales; Symbiodiniaceae
Source: the annotation of a GenBank genome assembly
AUGCUGUCCUGUCCUCCCACCCUGGGUCUGGGUGGUCUGGGCACCGGUAGCCUACCGGCGCUGGUCAGCCACCGAUGGACAGGUGCUGGGGCUUCCCGUCGUGCUCCGAAGUCUGAGCCAAGAGUUUGGUUGCAGAUGGGCCUAGGUGCAGGCUUGGCCCUGGCCGCCAAAGCCAGAUAUGCGCCGCAGCCCAAGCUAGACCCGGAGCUGGUGGGGCUCUCCAUGUUGAACAAGGAUCUGGUGGAUGAUGGGGAGGAUUCUGAAUCCUUCAAGCCGCGAGAUUCUGCCGGCGAAGCAGAUGAGUCAUGGGCCUUUUGGGAGGAGCAGAAGAAUCCCACCAAAGGCGCUGGCAACCAACCCCGCGAAAAGUUGGCCGCUGAGCUGCCUUCGCCGCUGCCUUCCUUGGAGCCGCCGCCCAAGGAGGACGAGGAUGUCAUGGAUCAGGAGACGAGCUUCAGGAAGGCUUAUGGCACAGAAGCCAUCAUCAUGGGCACCUUUGGCUACAGUAAAGAUAGAGUUUCGCAGUAUUCCACGUUCCAAGAGGCGGUGGAGGAGUUCGGCUACCCGCCCUUCCUGCAGGCGGCCUUGGCUCGUCGCGGUUUCUUUUAUUUGACGCCCGUGCAGCAAUGCUCUCUGACCACCGCAUACCUGCUGCCCAUUCUCAAAAGCUUGAACGAGGUGCUCUGCCGUGCCACAACCUUCCCAUGA